AUGACCACGGCACCUCAACGCUCAGACCUCUUCCCGACGACGUCAACAGCCGUGCCGCUACCUGCCGCCGGGUCAGAUCGCAAGACCAGCCUCCCGGGCGGGAAACUGUCGACAACCGGACUUUGGAGAACUCGGGGCAGCCACGUGCGCAUACCACCGUGCACCUCCCGCGCGCUUAUCGAGGAAGCCAGGAAGACCGGACCCCGCCAAUGUUUCGUCAGGGCCGCACCGGCACCAAGAAGGGACGCCCCGGUAAUAGGGGUACGCGUGCAGCGGUCAUCCGCCACCAACGCCAGGAAGCUCGCGGCGCUCAUGGCCGAACCACCGUUGCCAGGCAAUGCGCCGCGACAAUCAACACGACCGACGGGGAAGACGGCAAGAGCCUCGGUGAACCCUCCGCCGCCCACCAGCGCUCCGGCCGCAUCGACAACCACCACGACCCACCGCACUCCAUCUCAGCGGCCAACGACGCCCAAAGGCCCGCCGCACGCACCGAGGCCGACAGGGCACCAGGCCGCCCGCGCGAGUACCAGGGAGAGUUUGCUGGCGAUCUUCGGGGACGCACUCUCCGACCUGGACGAAGACAGCACUCCAACACCUGAGCCGCGCCGAUCGCAGGGGGUCAAACCAGCCGACACCAUCAUAGCUGGCGUAUCAUCGGCCGACGCACCGAUGCUCUCCGUCGAAGCCGCAGAACAGACGGCUUCACGGCCGGUCAACACGGUCCAACCCCCCUCCGCCGCUGUCACCGUCACCACUGAUACACCAGGCCAGCAUGAGACACCGGCCGAAUCUGCCAGCAACGCCGCAACCACCUCACCAGGAAGCGUGACUCGACCAGAGGAGCCUCCAGCUGCCUCCACACGAGGGACUCUUCCAUCGGUGCCGGUGCGCGUCAGUGAUGACCUCUUGAUACACGUGCCGUACCACGCCGCGAGAGUGUCGCGAGUAUAUAAAGUGCGGUUGGCGACACGCCGCUACACGUUGCGUUUCGAUCGCGCCGGGCGUUGCCACUACGUGCGGGAAUUCCCGGCGUAG
Molecule: messenger RNA, 1038 nt
Organism: Solenopsis invicta (red fire ant)
Lineage: Eukaryota; Metazoa; Arthropoda; Insecta; Hymenoptera; Formicidae
Product: mucin-2-like
Exons: 1
Coding region: 1-1038 (345 amino acids)
Source: RefSeq, a predicted model, not a curated record